UUAACAUCGGUAACAAAACUGGGAUGCGUCGGAAAAAUGAUCGGACUUCACUUCCCGACCUACCUGCUGGUGCAAAAUUUCCACGGUGAAAGCAGCACUUAGAAGCGGCUGCCAUGGCUACCAAUUGAAACACACCAUUUCGCACUAAUGCCUAACGCUUCAAUGCUCGUCUAUUCGAGAAGGAAAAAGCGUAACCGCACGUCGUUUUCAGUUUCCGUCGCGAGUUCGUCUUCGGUUCCGCCGCAGCAAUCCAAUGAGAGGAAGCCUCCAGAUGUGCAGAAUUUAGCUCAAAGGUUUUGGAGAGUGGCUGCGCCGUAUUGGUUCUCUGACGAUAGAGCCGCGGCCAGGUGGCGGCUCGCCACCGUUUUUGCUCUCACCUUAGGAACUUCUGCGAUAAGCGUCGGCUUCAAUUUCCUCGGCCGCGACUUCUUUAACGCCCUCGCCGACAAGGAUCAGGAACGGUUCACCAAGCAGUUAGUGUACUACCUGGCGGCAUUUGCUGGUGGAAUUCCGGUUUUUGUUUUGAGAGAUUAUGCGAAGGAUACUCUUUCUUUGAGAUGGAGAUCUUGGAUGACAAGUUUUUAUAUGGAUCGGUAUAUGAAGAAUCAGAUGUUCUAUAAAAUACAAUCUCAGUCAAUAAUUGAUAAUCCUGACCAGCGGAUUGUUGACGAUUUGAGUGCUUUCACCGGGACAGCUCUUGCAUUUUCCUUGAUGCUGUUCAAUGCUAUCGUGGACUUGAUAUCUUUCAGUAAUAUUUUGUACAGCAUUUAUCCACCGCUUUUUGCUGUACUCCUUGCAUACUCGCUUGGUGGAACAGCUAUCAGUAUGUACCUUGGGAGGGACUUGGUCACUCUGAACUUCCUGCAAGAGAAGAAAGAAGCAGAUUUCAGAUAUGGACUUGUCCGGGUUAGAGAAAAUGCUGAGUCCAUUGCCUUUUAUGGUGGCGAGGAAAACGAGAUCCUAUUACUGCUGAAGCGAUUUAGCAGUGCAUUUGAAAAUCAAAGUAAAUUAUUGUUAUCUUCCAGAAAUCUGGACUUCUUCACUAGUGGUUACCGGUACCUGAUCCAGAUUCUUCCAGCAGCAGUUGUUGCACCUAUGUACUUUUCUGGAAAAAUUGAAUUUGGAGUCAUAAAUCAGUCUGUGUCUGCUUUCAAUCACAUACUUGGAGAUGUUUCACUUAUUAUUUACCAAUUUCAGGCUAUCAGUGCCUUUUCUGCUGUCAUAGAUCGACUAGGUGAAUUUGAUGAUCUUUUAAGUAAGAGUGAGACUAUAACCGUGGCUGACCCUACUGAAGAAAUUGUUCGCGAGUUUUGCAAUAUAAAUGAUUCUUGUGCAUCUAAUGCAUCUAUGCCCCCUGGAAGAGGUCGGGAGUUACUAAUGCUUGAGAAUGUGACUCUUUUGACUCCAAGUAAAGCUACUCUUAUUAGGGACUUGUCUCUGGAGAUCUUUGAGAAAGAACAUCUUCUGAUUACAGGGCCUAGUGGAAGUGGUAAAACUUCGCUACUAAAAGCUAUUGCUGGACUGUGGAGCUUAGGGAAGGGAACAAUAAAAUUCUAUGACAGAAAUGCGAAGGAUUCUUCACCGUGCCUUCCUAUAAAUGUUGCUUCUUCUGAAAUAACUGUAGUGGAUAAGAUGAAGCCUGAGUGGAAUAUACUUGAAAAGAGAAAUGCAAGAGGUGUAUUUUUCCUUCCUCAGAAGCCAUAUAUGGUGUUGGGAACACUUCGUCAACAGUUGCUUUAUCCUACCUGGAGUGAUACCACAACACCCAAUUCAGACAGUGCUAAUUCAAAUGGAAAUAUGGAUGCUAGGGCAGAGAUGCCUUCAACUGAUGAUCUAAUUCAAGUUCUUGAAGAUGUUCGACUUAGCUAUAUAUUAUCACGAUUUAGUCUGGACAGUACAUAUGAGUGGUCUAGUGUUCUCUCCAUUGGUGAGCAGCAACGCCUAGCAUAUGCUCGCUUGUUGCUUUCAAAGCCAAAUUUGGUUUUAUUGGAUGAAUCGACUAGUGCUCUCGAUGAAGCCAAUGAGGCACAUCUGUAUCAGCUAAUUGAAGCUUCAGGGAUCACUUUCGUAAGCAUUGGCCACAGACGGACUCUCUACGAACACCAUAAGAAUGUCUUACACAUAUCCCCGUUGGAACCAGCAGACAGCGGACCGAACUGGCGCUUUGAGCCCCUGAAUAGGGAUCCAAAAAGUAAAACGAAGCUCAAUCAAGUAUGAACAUGACAACCAAAGGCCCCAAGUAAACAAUUCAAACCUCUUGCAAUCUUUCAAAAUGGGGAACCUUAAUUGCAUUUCUAGUUAUGCCAGUAAUACAUGCCCACAUAGAAAUCAUAUCCAGAUUAUUAAAAAAAAGGUGUAGGGGGAAAUGAAAUGAUCCAUGCAUGUGUAUUAGUACUAGUAUUAUAUUUGAAAUUGAGGGUGUGAAAAAAUGUGUAAGUUGGUAUUAGUAUAUUGUUUGGUUGAAGAAUAGAAGUUUCUCAUUACCUGGAGUUUCACUCAUCCCGUGAAACUUAA
Molecule: messenger RNA, 2514 nt
Organism: Salvia hispanica
Lineage: Eukaryota; Viridiplantae; Streptophyta; Magnoliopsida; Lamiales; Lamiaceae
Product: ABC transporter D family member 2, chloroplastic-like
Biological process (GO): transmembrane transport
Cellular component (GO): membrane
Molecular function (GO): ATP binding; ABC-type transporter activity; ATP hydrolysis activity
Source: RefSeq, a predicted model, not a curated record